AUGUUAUUGUGUAAUGCAAUUGUGGGGAACUAUGAUGAAAGUAACUUUAGGACUAUUCCAGAGAGACUUUUAAUGGAGAGGAGGAUGAUCAUGUCUGGAAGCUCAGAUUCGAAUAGCAUAUAUAUAUUAUUUCGUGUGAUACCAUCAGAGAAGGAAGCAGUUCCUAGGGAAAACCAAGGAUUAGUGAUAAACUACCACGCAAUAAAUAAAUCUGAAGAGAAUAAUAGUGAUGAUAAUAACAAAAAAUGCCACUAUCUGGUUCCAAUAUACAAUGAUUACAAUGUUUUCUGUUACUGGAUUUCCAGUAAAUAUUUAAAAAUUAGAAAAAAGGAAUUUUGCUUUACAAUUAGUGAUUUUAUAAAAGAGUACUGGAAACAGCCAAUUCUUAAGGAAGAAUUUACUAAUGAUGGUUUUGUGAGUAAUAAUAACAUUUUAUGUUUUGGUAGUAUAUCAAGUUAUUACCUGAGAUAUAAUAGAAUAAUUAACAUAGAAAGAGAGGAGAAUGUUCAAAUUGUUUGUAUUAAUUUGAAAUAUAGAAACAGAGACUUUAUAAUUAUAGAAAAUUUAAUUGAAUCUACCAAAGCUUUAUUAGCUCCAAGCUCUCUAUUUAAUGGAAAUAAUACAAUUAAGGACUUUUGUAUCAGUGAAGAACAGGAUCUUGAAAAGGAAUCUGAGAAUGGGUUGAAAAUGAAACAGGAACAAAAACGUAAACAAAAACAAAAAGAGGAACAAGGACAAGAACAAGAACAAGAACAAGAACAAGAACAAGAACAAGAACAAGAGCAAAAGCAAGAACAAGAACAGAAAAAAGAACAGGAUAUGGGAGGGGAGUAUGAGAAUUUUGAAAUGAGAAAUAAAAUCAACCAAAUUCAAGAAAUUUCCUACAAAGAAGAAGAUCCAAAGAUAUGUUUUGAUGACUAUACAGUAAAGGAAGAACAAAAAGUUUUACAAAAAAAUACUAAUUACGAAUUAAAGUGUAUUCCGGCUCAAAAAAAUUAUAAUAAAAGUUCAACAUUUACAGUUUGCACUGAGGCAAAUGUGAAUAUUAUUCAGUAUGAAAAUCAAAGCUCAGAAAGUCCAAAUUCUUUAGGAGUCAGUAGAAAAGAAGUGGUUAUUACACAAGUUUUUGAACAUGAUAAAAUGAAAAAUCCUAAAUCAAACAAUAAUGAAUACCAAUUAACCAAUUCCACUUUAACUCCAGAGACUGUAAUUACUCCAGUUACUAGAAAUUACGAUAAUUGGACAAAAUAUAAAGAUAAUGAAGAUUUUCGGGAAACUCAUUCAAAAACUGAUUUAAUUCAGAGAAAACACUCGGCUGUACCUCUCAAUGAUCAUUAUUUGUCCACAAAUAAUUUUAAUACAUGCAAAACACGUAAUCAAACCAAUUCAUUUUUGCCGCCAGGCAUGCAAAUUAACACCGGUAUAGGAAAUAUUAACCAAGUGAAUAGAGAGCAGUUAAUAUUAAAUAGAAUAGAGUCAGCAAGAAAGAAUGUGAAUUUUAGUCAUAAAAUUCAUUGUGGAAGGAAUUUUUUUAGAGAAUAUAUUCACGGAAAUCAAACAAAAAUACCUGGAAAUGGUGGAAUAUGUAGAGGAAUAAGUAAUUAUAGUAUAUGUACAAAUAAUCAUGCAGGUGGGACAAUGUUAAAUAAUAAUUGUAGAAUAAACGGGAAUUAUAAUUCCAGUUUUGAUAAUAACUAUAAUAUUGAUCUUUUAUCUAAAAAGUUUAAUCGUAUUAUAGGUAAAGCUGACUACUUAUUGGAGCAAUUAAACUGCAGUGGCGACUCUAAUAUUAAAUUCCAAAGAAAUAAAAGUGAAACAGAGUCUUACAGUGAGAGUAAUUUGAGUAGGAAAAGUAUAUUAACCAGUUCAUCUUCCUCUAGCAUGCUUUCCUGUUUCCAGAAUCAUUCACUAGGCAUUAAAGAAUGUACAAAUAAUCAGUUAGUAUUUGACGAUGUAUUCAAUAUUAAAAAUGAUAUAGUAGAACAGCAAGCUCAAACAUUGUAUAACGUUAAUAAAGAGCAAAUUAAUAAAAGGAAUUCAAGGAAUUUUAAUUAUACAAGAGAAAGUAACUUGUCUAUAAUAAACAAUAAUGUUGAUAUCAAGAAAGUUCUUGUAGAUGUUCAAAUAGGUACCCAACUAGAUAAAGAAUUUGACAAUUCUGAUGAUCAAACUAAACAAAAAGAUGAUUUGGAAAUUUCUCAAAAAAAAUUAAAUCAAAAAGAUUUAAUACAAGAAGUUGGUCUAAAAAAAAUUAAAAAACCAGAAAAGGAAUUAGAAACUGUAAAUUUUAAUGGGAAAUUGAAAGGAUCAGACUCAUAUGAGGAAGUUGAAGAGGUAGAAAUGAGAAGAAGAACAAUAAUAGAUCCAGAAUUGGUUGAGAUAGAUUUCUACGUGAAUGGGGGGAAACUCAAGAGUUCAUUUUCAAUUUUGAAUAUUAUACUUAGUAGAUGGAGUGGUAUUCCCACUGUAUCCAAAUUGUGA
Cryptosporidium ubiquitum is the source of this 2481-nucleotide messenger RNA. RefSeq lists its product as uncharacterized. The transcript has a single exon. The record is from RefSeq and is a predicted model, not a curated record. Lineage: Eukaryota; Apicomplexa; Conoidasida; Eucoccidiorida; Cryptosporidiidae. The coding region runs from base 1 to 2481 and encodes 826 amino acids.